This is a messenger RNA of Cyclopterus lumpus (lumpfish), 3401 nucleotides long. Its product is annotated as tyrosine-protein kinase yes-like. Lineage: Eukaryota; Metazoa; Chordata; Actinopteri; Perciformes; Cyclopteridae. The coding region runs from base 223 to 1878 and encodes 551 amino acids. Gene Ontology annotation, biological process: innate immune response; cell differentiation; cell surface receptor protein tyrosine kinase signaling pathway. Gene Ontology annotation, cellular component: extrinsic component of cytoplasmic side of plasma membrane. The record is from RefSeq and is a predicted model, not a curated record. Gene Ontology annotation, molecular function: signaling receptor binding; non-membrane spanning protein tyrosine kinase activity; ATP binding. The transcript is spliced from 13 exons.
CUUUGGUGUGGUCGUCUAGCCUCCUCAGCUGUUCUCAGAUCAGCUGUAACGGACGGACCUCUCCAGCUGUGUGCGGCUCUCCAGUCCCGCAGACGGCGUCGGCCAUGUUGUUGUGUGGUGGGGGUAGAUGAGGAGAAGGAAAUUAAAAAAUAUAUUUUUUCUUUUUUAAAAAGAGGAGAAAACAAGAAGGAGCACGCGCGUCUGAGAAGGCCGGACGAGACGAUGGGCUGCAUCAAGAGCAAAGAGGACAAAGGCCCCACCAUGAAGUAUCGGCCGGACAUUUCCACGGCGUCAGACCCCAACGCCACCAUAACCACGCCCCACGUGGGCCACUACGGACCGGAUCCCACCCAGCUGCAGCAGAACCAACCUCCCUCCUCUUCAUCGGGCGCCGGGGCCGCAAACUUCAACCACAGCCUCACGCCGUUCGGCGGCGCGUCUGCCAUGACUCCCUUCGGAGGAGCGUCCUCCUCCUUCUCCGGUCCCGUGUCCAACUCGUUCUCCGGCGGUGUCUCAAGCGGCGUUACCUUCUUCGUGGCCUUGUAUGACUAUGAAGCUCGAACAUCUGACGAUCUCUCCUUUAAAAAAGGAGACCGCUUCCAGAUCAUCAACAACACAGAGGGAGACUGGUGGGAGGCUCGCUCCAUCAACACGGGGAGAAACGGCUACAUCCCGAGCAAUUAUGUGGCCCCAGCUGACUCCAUCCAGGCUGAAGAGUGGUACUUUGGUAAAAUGGGACGCAAAGAUGCCGAGAGGUUGCUGCUGAAUCCAGGAAACCAUCAAGGAACUUUCCUAGUGCGAGAAAGUGAAACUACUAAAGGCGCUUACUCUCUCUCCAUACGGGACUGGGACGAGACCAAAGGAGACAACGUGAAGCACUACAAGAUCCGCAAGCUGGACAGCGGGGGAUACUACAUCACCACCCGAGCGCAGUUCGACACAUUGCAGAAACUUGUCAAACACUACACAGAGCACGCCGACGGGCUUUGCCACAGGCUGACCACGGUUUGCCCGACAGUCAAGCCUCAGACCCAGGGGCUCGCUAAGGAUGCCUGGGAGAUCCCCCGGGAGUCCCUACGGCUGGAGCUCAAACUGGGCCAGGGCUGCUUCGGAGAAGUCUGGAUGGGCACGUGGAACGGCACCACCAAGGUGGCCAUAAAGACGCUGAAGCCGGGCACCAUGUCUCCUGAAGCCUUCCUCCAGGAGGCGCAGAUCAUGAAGAAGCUCAGGCACGACAAGCUGGUGCCUCUUUACGCCGUGGUGUCUGAAGAACCCAUUUUUAUCGUCACAGAGUACAUGGCCAAAGGAAGCUUACUCGACUUCCUUAAAGAGGGGGACGGCAAAUUCCUAAAGCUCCCCUUGUUGGUGGACAUGGCUGCACAGAUCGCUGACGGCAUGGCCUUCAUCGAGAGGAUGAACUACAUCCACAGGGACCUGCGCGCCGCGAAUAUCCUCGUGGCCGACAACCUGGUGUGCAAGAUCGCCGACUUUGGCCUGGCCAGGUUGAUAGAGGACAACGAGUACACGGCGAGGCAAGGAGCCAAAUUCCCAAUUAAAUGGACGGCCCCGGAGGCGGCCCUGUACGGCCGCUUCACCAUCAAAUCAGACGGAUGGUCCUUUGGGAUCUUACUCACUGAGCUCGUCACCAAAGGCAGAGUGCCCUACCCAGGCAUGGUGAACCGGGAGGUACUGGAGCAGGUGGAGCGAGGCUACCGCAUGCCGUGCCCCCAGGGGUGCCCCGAGUCCCUGCACGAGAUGAUGAAGGUCUGCUGGAAGAAGGACCCUGACGAGAGGCCCACUUUCGAGUACCUCCAGUCCUUCCUGGAGGACUAUUUCACCGCCACAGAGCCACAGUACCAGCCUGGAGAGAACCUAUAGCCUGCCUGGACCCGGAUCCCUACGCCAGGGAAGACACUUGCUUGAAGACAAAAGCUCUUAAUUAUUGGACACUACGAAAAGUCGACUGGAAACCAAACUAACCAGUCGCGUAAACCACUACUUGCUCUACCCGUUCUUUAUUUGUUUUGCUUUCAGCAUCCGCCAUCAUUUCAUUUGACUUUUUCAUUUUUUUAUUUGUUGUUGUUUUCAUUGAUGGUACGAGGUUAAGUCUUGUGUGUAAUGUUUGAUUUUUAAUGUGGAUUUCUUUUCACAAUGUACAUUAAUGACAGUUAUGCUAAAUACACUACACAUGUUUGGUUCUUUCUCAUGAACACAGACUAUUCCUGUAAAAAAAAAAAAGCUGUGAUAGUGCUUCGCAAUAGAAAAACAUGUGGUUUAAUGUCCCAAAUUGUAUUCUUUUGUGGUAAAUUGGGGAAUUAUGCAUCAAAACAAUCAUUAUUCCAUCCAUCCAUUUUCAAUACCGCUUAUCCUCAUUAGGGUCGCGGGGGUGCUGGAGCCUAUCCCAGCUGACAUAGGGCGAAGGCAGGGGACACCCUGGACAGGCCGCCAGUCCAUCGAGGGCAACAAUCAUUAUUAACAGAGAUAAUAUAUUAAACUAACAGGAAGAAGCUCUCAGGGGACUGAUGGUCAUUAUCACAGUCCAUUUGACAGUAACUAUUUAAAAGUAAAUCCCACACAGCUUAACUUAAGCUACAUUUCAUCAGCGGCAGUGCAAUUGAUUAUGUGUUACACAUCAGUGACUACAAUGAGACUGUGACAUGGUCUUUAAUGCCUUUCUUGUAUUUUAAAAUGCAUUUUGACUUUUUUGUUUUUAUAUUAUUUUCUUCUAUGUCCCUUUUGUUAUCACAAGACUUUUUCACAUUUUAUUCAUAUCACAUGGUUUCAUAGCUUCAUCUGAAGACUUUCCUGACUGUCCAUCUAGAAAUCUCUGCUCAGACUUUUAUUAUUAUUAUUAUAACAAUGCCAUAAUUCUCUCUGUCCCUCACUGAGGUUGUGUAAUCUCCCUGCGAUCACUACAGAGACAUAAAAGCAGUGUGCGUAAUGUGUCGGUGAGUUAAACAGUGAUGAAACUCGUGGACUCGCUGCUUCUCGCUGAGCCAGAAUGACACUUCACGGACACGACAUGAUUUCACGGGCUCUUUCUAAAAGUGGACAUCAUGAACAAAGCCAUGAAAUAAAUGGGAAACAAUCGUUUUAUUGUCUACAAUGUGACUAACUGAGGCACUUGAGACUCUUUCAUGUUCAUAUAUCCAAAGGGGCUCUGCAGAAACUAUUUGUAUAGCAAUGAUGACAGUUUUUUUUUUUUUUUACAUGGAUCCUAUCUCUGCAUUUUGCUCCCUUAUACUCAUUGAGACAGUAUUAUGGUGGGAAUAACACAAAUUGACGACUGGGCUUGUAAAAUUGUCAUUUUUUAAGAUUAUUAAUAGAAUCGACAAGAUUGCCAAAUAUAUUUGGGGAGGGGGGUAAUGGGUGCAGUCUCAUCUGGGGAGUUUGUACAAUAA